AUGCAAACAAAUGCUAGAGCAAUCAACAUGCUUGAUUGUGCGAUUAGUGAAGAAGAAUAUAAGAGAUUAUCCACCUGUGAGACUGCUAAAGAUAUAUGGGACAUAUUAGAAAAUAUCCACGGAGACUCCAACAGAGUUAAGGAAAUUGAAUCCACGUCAACUCUCGAAAGAUCCGAAAAUGGUGAAGAUCGAGAAGAUUUCGCCGUGAUGCCCAUGACGAGAAAAAGGAAGAGUAGAAAGAAGCGGAAUAGAAAAUCUCAAUCCAUCCAGAAUCAUCAAAAGAAUCGGAAGAAUGAGGUUCAACAACAAGAGAACAUAUGCUGCUACAAAUGUGGUAAACAUGGACAUAUGAAAUUAAAAUGUCCCAGCCUCAAGAAAAAAAAACAUAGAAUCUCAACUUGGAGCGACGAGGAUGAUCAAGAAGAAAUGACAAAAAUAUGUCUCAAGAAAAGAGGGGAAACAGACGAGGUGUGCUUUAAUGCUAUCCUGGAUUGUGAUCUCAAGAAAAAGAAUCACAAAUCAUGGAGCAACGAGGAUGAAUCUGAAGAAGAAAACAAUCACGAAAGAAUGGAGAAUCAAUAUUUCAUGGCAAUGGGAGAAAUUAACAAGGUAUGUCACACUCCCAUUACGUAUUGCGAUAACUAUGAUGAAUUGCAGGAUGAUAUGGAAUUGGUUCUCAAUGACUUUAAGAAAGUUCUAAAUGAAUAUCAUAAGUUGAGGAAGGAAAAGAAGAAUUGGGAGAUCCAACUUGAAGAAUAUAAAAAGUUGACGCAUGAGAAGAAAGAUUGGGAGAUCCAACUUGAAGAAUAUAACAACUUGAGAAAUGAAAAGAAUGAGUGGGAUAUUCAGCUUAAAGAAUAUCUGGUGGAGAAUAACUUACUUCAAGAAGAAAAUUUUGAGCUUCGCAAACAAAUAAGCAGCUUGCACAAAUCCCCCAGCCACUACUUUGAUCGAUCAAAGUCGUCUCCUUGGCUUAACAGCUAUAAGUCGACUGAAAAGGGAUCUACUGGUAAAUGUCCUACUUUGAACAAGUUGACUGAGAAAAGCUCCAAGUCAACUAAUAAGGCAGCAACAG
Nicotiana tabacum (common tobacco) is the source of this 1075-nucleotide messenger RNA. NCBI's taxonomy places the organism in Eukaryota, Viridiplantae, Streptophyta, Magnoliopsida, Solanales, Solanaceae. The record is from RefSeq and is a predicted model, not a curated record.